ACUUAAUAUAUGUGGUAGCUCUUUAAUCAAAAUAAAAAAAUAAAAAACUUAAAUUAACUUGACUAGAUUAUUAGAUUAGAGUUAUUUAACGAAAAGCAAAAUAUUAAAUAAAUAGAGAGCUAGCUUAUUAACCUACUUAGUUUAAACGCACAGAAUUAAGAAUAUGAUUCCCUUAAAAAUGAAUGCUUAAAAAUAUAAAAUUAUGAACUAAAUAUUUCUGCUUCCUUUGAAGUAAAUAUGGAAAUAAAUAAAAUCAAAAGUACUUUGUGCUCUGAAUAUUAAAGAGUUUAUAAUUAAUAAGGGGAGAAAAAUGAAAAAUAUCUUUUUUUACUAUCAUUAGUAGAAUUUUUUAAAAAUUACAAGGUUUAUUGGAUUACUUAUAUGCGCUUCUUUUAAUUAAAGGAAAUAGGGAUCAAGGAUAAAUAAAUUGCUAAUUCUAUCCAUCAAAAAUUUGUUAAAUUUAAAAAAUAGUGUGAAUAGUCUAUUGCAUAUUAGCAAAAAGAAAAAAUUGUCUAUGGUGAUUUAAACCAUUAAGAAUAGCAAAUAUCAGAAAAUCAAAAUCUUUUUUACAAUGGAUUUUUAAAAAUAUUGACAUAUGAAGAGAUAGUGUAAGAAACAUACAAUUAAAUUUAAAAUGCUUCCAAUUUGAAGCUAGAGGUACUAAGUAUUAUGAAGAAUAAAGAUGUCAAUGUUAAAGAACUCUUAUGUUUGGCGACUGAGUUAGACUUACAAGUGAGGAGAGUUAGAAUAAAUUUAAAAGCAAUUUCAGAACUGAAUUACUCUAAUUCGUAACUUUAUGAUUUGAAAAUAUUUUACUUGAACACAAUAGCAUUUUGUGAAGAUGAAGUUAGUUUUGCAUCAUAAAAUCAAAGGAUUCAUCAUAUGAAAUAUAUAGAAAUCAAAGAAGAAUAAAAUAUUCUGUAAAAAGGCCAGUGCGUUUUGUUUUGCACAAUUAACGAUAAAUAGAGUGUUCUAAUAAAGAAAGCAUCUUAAUAAAUUUAAAGAAUAUUUGGGAUAAGUUAAAAAUAUGCUUACAAUAAAUCUAUAUCUAUUUUGAUGCCUAAUUCAAUAGGUGCAAUUCAUGACGAUAUUAUAUUUCAAUAUUUUAAUAUUGCUAAGUAACAAAGCAAUUACUUUGAAGAAAAUAAGAAGAAAAAUGAUUAACAGUAUAAUUUAAUGGAAUAGAAUUUAAUAUUUGCUCAAGUAAAUCAUUUUAAAACAAAUCUUAUUGUUACUCCUGUCAAAAUAUCUUUGCAGCUAAACUAAUUUUUAGAAAGAAGUGAAUCAUCAAAAGGAUUAAUACAAAACUUUGGAUUUACUGCUGAAAUUAAAGAUAUAAACGAAAAAAACUAAUUAGAUUACAUUCUCUACUUUACAGAUACUCUUUUAGUUUAAGGAAUAACAAAAAAUCUGUACUACUUUCUUUUCAAUAUUAAUCCUUAAAUAUUUAGUUAAGCUAAUUACAUAAAUAUCUCUGAAUUAUUUCCUUUUUUGAGUGAAUAGUUUGGAUUUUCUUCAUAUGCUAGCUAAAACUUAAAUAAUUUGAAUGCCUAUUUUAAACUAUUACAAAGUUAAAUUAUAACUGAUUCGCUACGAUUAAAAUAAAAAUAUGAAAUUCAAAAAAUUGAAUUUCCAAUGAUAUAAAAAAAAUUUUAACAUGUCUGCUUAAUUAUAAAUUACUAAAAUUUAUAAUAAAAUUUAAAGUAACUUGCUUAUAAAAUGCUAAAUAUAAAUUAAUUAUCGGAAAUUAUUUUAGAAUAAAUUACUUUUGUCUCUAUGGAGAUCCAACUAGUUAACCCAAAAUAUUAAUACUUUAAAAAUUUGUAAUACCUAGAAGUAUCAAAGUUGAUAAUUCUUAACCCUUUAAAUAAAAAUAAUGAGAUUAUAGAGCAUCUUUUAAAUAAUCUCAAUAAUUACUUGGGUGUUUACUCUUUCGAAUUUAUUGAAUUUUUGAUUUUCAUCUUAUAAAACAGCACAAAUUAAAAUUUAGAAAAAGUUUUAGAAAGAGAAAUAGAUUUAUCUUGUUUAUUAGAUAUAUAAAAAUAAAAUGAAAUUAAUCAAUAAAAAAGUCACAUUUCAAAAUAGCAAAUUGAUUUGAAUGUCUAAAAUAGAGAUAAUGGUGAGCCGAUUCAGUAAAUUCUAAAUUUGGAUGAAAGAACAAUGAGCGAAUCUUAUUAAAAGUAAUCUAAAUAAAAUUUAGAAAGAAAAGAUGUUUAUGCAAAAAAUAAUAUUGACAUCAAAUCUUCUAAUUAAAUUUAUUUAAAUGAAGAGAUUUCUACCAGAGGAUAUCUUUACUCAAUCGAUAGUCCAUCUCUACUUAAUCAGCAUAAAUAAUAAUAAUAAUUCCAAAUUGACUCAUUAGGUAAUAGAAAGCAAUUCGGAAAAAACACAAAAGUAAACUCUUAAAUAAAUCUAAAUUCCUAGAGAUAGAAAAACACGAUUGAUAAUUAAUAGUAAACUUAAAUAACAAAGAACAUAUCUAGUUUUCAAUCACUAGACAAACAGUUUGACCAAACUUAAAGAUGCUAAUUAUAAUUUUCAAGCAGAUUAAAAUCAUAGGAAAGUAGCUUAUAACUUAGCCCAAAGAGUCAUGAAAAAUUAUUCGCUCUAAACUGUAAUAAACAGGCAUAUUUUUAAAAACACGAAGAUUAUAAAUUUAAUUAAUAAUCGAAAGGUUCAAGCAUUUAAGAAGAAGAUGAAACGAAAUAAUCAAUAGGAUUAGAUGAAGAAGAGAAUCAUAAAAAACUGAAAAGAAAGUUAGAAGAAUAAAUAGAAAUUGAAUCUUAAAAAUCAAAAGAAUCUUAACUUGCACACUCCAAAGGAAGAUUGCAGAGGUAUCUGAACAAUAAUUAAUCAUCUAACGUUAUUUCUAUGACCAAAAUUAUUGGUUUACUUAGCUACUUUGUUAUGAUAGGAUUAACUAUAUUUUUAUUCAUCUAAGUCAUUACCGUAGCACAAAACUCAUUUAGCAAUAGCAGUUAUUUUGUUUGGCCCAUGAAAUACUCUUCUAAUUUAUCUUAAAUUUUCAAAACUUAAAACUUAGCUUUGCUCCUUUCAUUUAAAGAAAUAUAAACUCCCUCUUUUCAAAAUUAAAACUAAAAAAAUGCCUACAUCUAAAAUUUAAAAUAUUAGCUUAAUUCUACCCUGUUAUAAAGUUUUAUGCAGUACAUCAGCAGUGUAGAACAUAUAGGUGCAAAGUAAACGGUUUUUAGCUUAAUGAAUGAUAAUAAAUUAAUCUUUUGGCUUGGAAAAUACUAUGAUCCAAAAAAUCUCGUUGGCUCAAAUUCUAUACCUAACACCUUUCCUUAUGUUGCCCUAAAUAUUUCUGUUGUUUACAGUGAUACGCUGAUUUCUUCUACAGUUUUCCGUUAUAUCGCUGGAUUAGGAAACGGAAGGCCUGAAUUUUAUUCUUCUAAAAAUAUUUAGACUUUAGUAACAACUUUGACAAGUAUUCAAAACAAAAUGCUUUAAUAACAGAAAAGUAAGGAUGACACAAUUGAUCAAUAAUUGAUAAUUUACAUGACUACAGUCAUCGUCAUUUCUUUUUUAUGUAUAGCCACUAUAUAGCCUUUAUAUUGGUACAUUCAAAACUAAAGGCAAAUUAUUCUUGGGCUAUUUACAACCUUCCCUGUUGAAUAGUUAGAUACUAUGAUUUUACAAGUUAAUCAAGCUCAAGAACAUCAUAGAAAUAAAAUUUCUCAAACAUUAAAAUAGCCACCAAAAAAAAUAGAAAACCGCAGUGAGAUUAAAAAGUAGACAAUAGGUAGAAUUUCAAAUUUAUAAAAAUUAAGCUGGGCACUCAUGAUAGUGAUGCUAUUUAUCUAUUUUUUAAUCUUAAUCAAUCCUAUUUUGAAUAAAAUUAAUACUACAAGCUACCUCAAUUCUGUUGAAAAUAUCUCUUACACUGGAUAAUUGAUCUAUGAAGUCUAAGCGUACAUACUUGAAAGUUUGUCUAUAAAUUAUUUAAGUUUAAUAUUAAAGCUAAGACCUAACUUAAAACCCAUGCAACUUAGUUAAUAUUAAGAUUAUUUAUAAGAUUUGCUAUAAAGAAGCUAAUAAAUACAAAGUAAUUUAUAUUACCUAAUUCAAAAUUAAUAUACAAUAAAGAGCUAUAAUUCUUAGGAUUUUGAUGACUUCUUUUUCAAAAUAUUGGAAGGAGACAUUUGUGAUACUCUGAAUAAAUAUAAGAAAUAUUAAACUGAUUAUAUAGCUAGUUAAUCAUAAUCUUGUUACAGUAUUCACCAAGGUUUGCUUUCGUAAGGUCUAAACACUUCAUUUAAAAAUUUAAUUUCUAUUCUUCCUGAAUUGCAUAACUUGCUCCAGCAAAAUAAUUAAAUCAACAUUGAUAAAGCUUUAAACUAGUUUAAUUAGGAUUACGAUCUUAAGUAAUUUAAUGAUUUUGAAGAAUUUAUAGUAGAAACAAUAAGUUCAAUUGGACUUUUUUUAAAUGAUCUGAGUCAAUAAAAUUAUGAUAAUUUUAUUAGAUUUCAAACUAUUAUUUUAAUUUAUUAAUUGAUUUUGCUCUCCACAAUUUUUUUGGUUUUUUGGAUAAGAUUUGGAGGUUUUUUAAAUAGCCAACUAAUACGCACUAAAAAACUUUUAAGGAUAAUAGAUUUGAAUAAUUUAUUGUAAAAUUAAUACAUAUGUUUAUACUUUAAAAAUUGUAUGAAAUCAUUUUGAGUAUUUUAUUUUCGAAUUUACUUACAUCAAGAAUAUUUU
This is a messenger RNA of Tetrahymena thermophila SB210, 4719 nucleotides long. Its product is annotated as transmembrane protein, putative. Lineage: Eukaryota; Ciliophora; Oligohymenophorea; Hymenostomatida; Tetrahymenidae. The transcript is spliced from 3 exons. The record is from RefSeq and is a predicted model, not a curated record.